GGUGCAUGGCGUUUGCCAAUGACCAGCGAUAACUGUGAUGUUUCAGCAGAGCGACAUUCCAUAGCAGGAAUUUGUUUCAUCCAUGGUGGUUAGGGUGGAGCUCAAGCGACAGGAGUUAUUCUCAUAGCUCUAUAAAUCGCGAAGUGGAAUCUCGACAACCUCUCAGCAUCGAUAAUACCGAGUUUCAAAGUAGCUACUCAGCGCCACGUCCAACACCGAACACAACCACAAACCCACCCAAGAUGCGACCAUCAUCUUCAUUACGAACAUCUCGAGCACGAGCACGGCGAAUGGAUAUAGAAUCAGGUCAAGACCAGCAAAACAUCAUUCUCCGUGAUAUCGAGCGGACGAGAUAUGAUAUAGGCAAAGUGCGCGAGGAUAUGGAUAAAUUGACCAAGAAAUUACAAUCCAUGGCCACAGAUAUUACGAGUACAAAAACUAGAGUUAGUAAUAUGGAACAAACCCUUGUGUCGACACAAGAAGUGAAUGUCAAUCUACAAAUUCUGCUGGAGAGAGCAGUGUUGUCACAAAAGAAGGUGGAUACGGAUACCAUGCAGCGAGUGCGGCAAUUUCAAGGCGAUCUUUCCAAGAUUCUUGACGACAAUGAGGAAAUGCAAACCCGCGUCUCUUCGAUGGAGAGCAACCAGUAUACCUAUGAUGGAAGAGUGGCCGAUCUCAACAACCAAGUCCGAGAAUAUGCAAACUUAUUGGAGCAAGCAAGAGACACUAUCCACUCCAUGGCAGAUAUAGCACCAAGUGUAGCAUCGUCGGAAGAAUACCCCAGUUCGGAAACUAAUGCGUCGUCGUCUCGUCGAGCUAGUAUUGCUUCAUCGUGGGCAACGGAAGAUGAAGGUGUUGGAAAAAAAGAAAGCGAAAUAACGUCGAUCACUUCACCUAAACUCACCUACACCACGGUGGAAAACAAGGAUAUGUUGCGAAAUCGUAUUAUUCGAACCAACGCUAUCAGCUCAGACAAGGAGACCGCUACAGGACUGAAAUUGCUACUAUCCGAUAAGAGUUUCCAACGAAGGUCAUAAACGAACGGC
Molecule: messenger RNA, 1046 nt
Organism: Umbelopsis ramanniana AG
Lineage: Eukaryota; Fungi; Mucoromycota; Umbelopsidomycetes; Umbelopsidales; Umbelopsidaceae
Exons: 6
Coding region: 243-1037 (264 amino acids)
Source: RefSeq, a predicted model, not a curated record